This is a messenger RNA of Aspergillus fijiensis CBS 313.89, 708 nucleotides long. RefSeq lists its product as uncharacterized. The record is from RefSeq and is a predicted model, not a curated record. The transcript has 3 exons. Bases 1 to 708 code for a protein of 235 amino acids. Lineage: Eukaryota; Fungi; Ascomycota; Eurotiomycetes; Eurotiales; Aspergillaceae.
AUGAAGAUCUUCAACAUCCUCACUCUUGCCAGCGGGGCCGCCGCCAUCCUGAACAACCAGGGCUGCCUGGAAUGGUGCUCCGCCAAUUUCGGCCUCCUCAGCCUGGCGACGUGCUACACGCCCUCAAUCUUCGGCAACGGGCCCUGUUUCGAGUGCGGCCCCCGCAAGAGCAUCCCAACCAAGAAGCUCUGCUCGAAGAAGUGCGUGGACCUGAACACCGACAACUACAACUGUGGCAAGUGUGGCAAGAAGUGCAACUCAGGUUCUACCUGCGAUAAGGGGAUUUGCCGUCCGCAGGCAAACUGCCAGGCGAAGGACCGCUGUAGUCUUGACCCCCCUUGCCCUGACAAGACGUGUAUCUGCCAGCCCGAUGAGCGCGGCGGGGGCAAGGGGUACUGCAACAAGGGCGAUUGGUGCGUCAAUCUGAAGGACUGCCAGAGUAUCAAGGACUGUCCCAUCGAAGGCAGUGUGUGUUUGACCACGUGCUGCUCCGGCUCGGCCAAGUGCAUGCCUCCCGAUAAGCUGUGUGCGAAGACCGUGUCUCGUAUCUUCAGGCCCCGUGAGGUUCUUGGGGGCGGGGAUGUGGACGAGGUCUCCGCUGCGGCGGCGGCGUCGGGCGCUCAUGACCGUUCCGAGGAGGGGCAUGGGGUUUUCGCUCGCCAGGAGGGCGAGUUCAGUUCCCCGAUUCGUCCUGGAGAUGCAGUGUGA